This is a messenger RNA of Hydractinia symbiolongicarpus, 16590 nucleotides long. RefSeq names its product putative leucine-rich repeat-containing protein DDB_G0290503. NCBI's taxonomy places the organism in Eukaryota, Metazoa, Cnidaria, Hydrozoa, Anthoathecata, Hydractiniidae. Bases 159 to 2963 code for a protein of 934 amino acids. The record is from RefSeq and is a predicted model, not a curated record. The transcript has 17 exons.
GUCUCCUAGUAUGUCUAUGAAAACAUGCACUGUUUCCAUUUGUGUCUUUGUAUUUAAGCAGCAGUAUUAUUUGAGCACUUUUAUUUGUGAAGUUAUGUAGUGAUGUAUUUUCAUACUAGAUAUAAAUUAAAAACAGUAUAUAUCAAAAGUUCUUAAAUAUGUUGCAUCAGCCACUACCAUCUACUACUGCAUCUAAUUCUCCAGCCAAUAAAACAUUUGAAUUACUGAAAGAACGUCUAGAACAGGCUGAAUCUGAAGCACAAAAACUCUCAAGCCAACUAGUUUCUUAUGGAUUUAAAACAUCGCCUGCAAAAAACAACAACAAAGACUCAACUGGAUCACAAUCAGUUUCUGAUAACAGGAUGAUCUCUCGUGUGUGUAAAAUGGAAAGUGUAUUGGAGAGCCUCAGAUCAGGAAUAAACAGUUUGGAAGCAGACAAGUCAGAAACACCAUCGCAGUUACUGCUAGAGAAAAAUCAAAUACAAGAAACUUACAGUUUAAAAAUACAAGAACUUCAAGAGGAGGUUGAUAAGCAGAAAGCAGUUAUAAAAUGUCAUAUUGAUGCAAAGUUGUUGCUGGAAAAGCAAAUCGCAAAACUGAAAAAAGCAUCUGUAAAACGAACUGAAACACAAAAGGCCCUUCUUACCAAGCUAAAAGAGAAAGAUAAUGAGUUGGCUUCUUUACAAAAUGAGUUAAAUCAGAUAAAAAAGAAUGUGUCUAAGGAGGUAGAAUCAAGGAAACGAAUUGAGGACAGUCAUUCUUUGCUACAUUUAAAAAUAUCUGAAAUGGAAGCAACAGUGGAAGCAGAGCGUAUGAAUGUGUCAAAAGUAAAUGCACAAUGUGAAUCGCUGACCAAUGAUGCUAUGUUAGCUCGUAAAGAGUUUGAAAGGGAGUACACAAGGCGUCUUGAUCUAGAGAAUAUUUUAGAAGUUCAAUCCAAUAACAUUGAAUGUAUAAAAGAGGAAAUUAACAUAAAAUCUGGGGAAUAUAAUCAGGUGAAGAAACAGUGUCAGGAUCUUGAAAGUCAGUGUCAACAAUUCAAACGAAAGUGUGAAAAACUGCAGAAAGCAUUAGAAGCCUCUUCUUCAGAGAAUCAGGAGCUUAAAGAACUUUUAAAAGUUGCCUCUGUUGAUAAUCAAGCUCUUGUUAUUCAAAGCAAAGAAGUACUGCUUCGGGAGCAGGCAAAAGUAAAGAACAUUGUUGCACAGCAAAAUAAAUUGCUUGAUUCCACCAAAGCAUCAAUGUUGCAAGAGUUGAAAAACCAACACAAGAAUACUGAAAGGACGGAAUCUGAAAAUCUGCUAUUGAAGCGAAAAAUAGUUGAAUAUGAAAGUAAACACGACGAAAGUGAUUUCAAGUUAAAAAUGCUGGAACAAAAUUAUACCAUAGAAAUUUCAAGGUUGGAAGCUGCUUUGUUGUCUUCUCAAAACAAGAAUGAUGAAUUAAGAAAGCAGCUGGAAGCAAUUGAGAAAGAAGGUGUUUUAAAGAACAACAACUUGCAAAACGACAAGUUACAUGCAAUGCAAAGAGUUCAGGAGUUGGAAGAGGAACUGAAACAGGUGCAACUCUUUGGCCAAAGAAUGAAACAUGAGAAGAAUGAACUGAUGGAUAAAUUAUCGUGGAUAAGCAUGAGCCAGCAGUCACAAAACGAUCUUGAGAAAAAAAUGGUUGAAAUGGUGAAAGAAAAAAAUUCCUUGGCAUAUGAAAAGGGCAUUUUGUCCUCCAAAGUCAAAACCCUUGAAGUAGAUAACAAGACCAAAAAGGAAAUUGAGGUAGAAUAUGAAAACUUGAUGUUAAAGUACAAAGAUUUGAAUACACAGUUUAAAAGAUCCCAAAAGAGUGAAGAUAAAUUGAACAUAGAAAUUGAAGAAAAAGUGAAUGCAUUGCAAGCUAUCACGACAGAACAUAACUUGUGUAAAAACAUGCUCAAAAAGACAGAGAAGCAUUUAUCACAAGUUAUAUCUGCACGUGACGAAGCACUUAACGAAACAGAAAAAUUAGUGCGACAUGUCAAAGAUAUAACUACCCAGUAUGAUGAGCAAGUUUCGUGUUUACAGUCUCGAUUACUGGAAAAUGAAAAACAGCGCAGUAAUAUUGGGGGGACAUUUGAAACUUUGAUGUCGACAAAUGAUCAACUGCAAAAACAGUUGCAGCUCGUUCAAGAAAAUUUGGGCAAAAAAGAUGCACAACUUGAGACUCUGAAAGACACAAGAAAUGUGAGUAAAGACGUGAUCUCUCAACUACAAGCUGAAUUGGUUUCAUUGACAAACAAGUUAAACUUGAUGGAAAAAGAAAACAAUGAAGAGAUUGUUAAAAUAAAGGAACGUCUUUACAGUGAAAAGAAAGAGAAAACGAACUAUCAAAAUAUGUUACAAGAAAAGGAAGAAGAACAGAAACAUUUAAAAGAGAAAGUUAUGAAGCUGAAAUUAGAACUUAAGAAAAAAGAUACAGACAUAAAAACCUGCAUUGCAGCAAAGAACAACAAUAUUGAGACUGCAAAUGAGAAGAAAGAGAUCGAAGUAGCAAAAUUAAAAACUCAACAUAAAAAAGAAAUAAAUAAGGUUAUGUCCGAUGGGUUAAUAAAUCUAGAAAAUGAUAAGUCAUUGUAUAUGGAAAAAAAUAAAGAGCAGGCGGAAUUAUUGAGCAAAUUUAUGUCUGAAAUAGCAGAUCUCCAAAAUGAACUCACUACAAUGGCAGAAUCUCAAAAUGGUACUUCAUUUAACUUAAGAGUACACGAAACCAAGAGUGAAAGAAAAAAAAGGCAAAAGAUAGAGAUUAAACACAAGGAUGAUAUGAAUUCUCUUCGGAAGCAUUCUCACUCUAACACUGUUGAUAAAUUGUUAAUGGAAGAAAAAAAGCAAACACAAGAUCUAAUCAGAAAAUGUAAAAACACAAUGGAGAAUGAUGAAAGAAAGCUUGAUAAAUUAUCAAAGCAGUUGGAAGAUUUGCACAGAAGAACAUGAGAGCAUAAAAUAUACAGUAAUUUACUUUGAGCAGUUAAAUUUGUCUUGAUUAUUUGCUGUCAAAUUAGUUGAUGCUGAAUUACUAAUUAGAAUCUUUGCACAUGACCUUCCAGAAAGAAGUACAAGUUGUUUAGAGAUAUUUUUAAAGUGUGUAUUAGUGUGUGGAAACCGUCUUGUACUAGUUUUUGACACAAUUAACCAGGGUCAGAUAUAGGGAAUCAGCUUUUAUAGGUGAUGGAAAGGCAUUAAUUUCAAAUCUAAAAUAUUGUGACUAAUCUGUUGAAAAAUCUAGGGCAUGCCCUGACAGUUUGGUUAUAAAACAUAGCAUACCCAUUGAUUUCUGUAAAGUGCAAAAAAAGAAGGUGGAUUAUUAUUAUGUAGUUUUACUAUCACAUGUCUAAUUACGGCAAUCCUGUAUUAGGACAUAUUAAUCUAUUUAAUUGAGUUUCUGUCUUGACAAAAAGCCAGCAACGCCAUUCUUACCAAAAACUGUAACAUCAGCAUGGUUAUGUCAAGUUUAGGCCGUUUAAUAGACUAUAAACACGCCAAGAUAAAUGGAAAAAAAGUAUAUUAUUUUAUUAUUCUGCUAAAUAAGGUCAUCAGAUUUUCUACCUUUAUACCUUAAGCAGAAAUUGUCACUGGCAAAAUUCUGAUUUAAAAACUUCUCAUUAUGCCAUUUUUAUUGUUUAUGUUGGCAACAAGACUUAUUUUUUGUUAUUUGUUUUUUUGAAGAAAGCGUGAUGAAAAAAGUGAGUUUAAGAAAGUGUGCCCUACAUUGAUAUGAUCAAGGUGGCGAAAUUUGGAGCCUUCCCUCUUAUGCUUUAAAACAUUAGCUCUUAAAAACUAAAAACUUUACUUGUGCAUUGUCAAUAGUAAUUAUACAAACUGAUAUCUUUCCCCUGCUUUUGCUUUAGUGAAGUGAACUGAAAAUCACAAAAUUAUGAAAAAAUUGUACCUAUUGGUAACCUUUUGUUCCAACUUUAUCAUAUUCCACUACUUUAAAACUACUGUCAGCUCAGGAUAAAAGUUAUGUUACAGAGAAGUGCUUGUAUUUUGUCUUUCCCUUUAAGCCAUAAAACAGAUGUGUAACGAUUCAGUUGUAGCUUGUAAUUCUAUUUAUCCACCUGCUACCAAAUCAUAUAUCAAUCAUAUACCAAAAACUAACUUCUCGUGUUGUGCGAAAACUUCAAGUUCAUGUGGAGACAAAUGUUAAUCUGACCAACUCAAUAAUAGAUAGAUAGAUAUAUUUAGCCUAUAAUAAAAAGUCACAUAUGCGAUAAUUGUCCACAAUAAAAUGGUAAAAGGCAUUGAGCCUUAUCACAAAGCCCCUAGUUGUUGAGUAUUAUCUGCUAAUAAAUCUGCUAAAAUAUUUGCGUACGUUAAUGUUACUGUCACAAAUUGCUGACUUAGAAACAUUUCUAACAUUUUCAUAUCCUUUGUGAAAAAUGAGUUCCACAGCUGGGGUCCUCUAUGUUGGAUUGAAAAAGAACUAGACUAUAAAAUAGUUUUUGUAAUGGUAAAGUUACUCCUGGCUUACAUAGUACUAUAUAUAUAUAUGUUGAACAGAUGAAAAUUGUUUAGAAAAGAUAUUUGGCAGUAGUCUAUGUUUACUUUUGAUCAUGAACAACAACACUUGAUGGAUGUUUAAUUCAAAUAUAUUCAGUACUUCAAUCUUGCGAAGCAGUGGUUCGGUAGAGCUAUAUCUGUCUACACCAAAAAUUAUUCUACAUGCAUGUUUUUGUUUACGGUAUAAUUUCUGUAAUUUCCUGCUAUUAGUGCUUGCCCAUGCGAUAUUACAAUACGUUAGGUAGCUAUGUAUGAAGUGCAACCCUCGUGGACAGGGAUUAACGCACACUAAACGUGCAGUAAGUAAAAGUAAAUAUGAAAGAAAAAGAUAAAUUGCGUAAACAAUGGAGGUUUAGAUAUGGUUUAGCUUUAUAAAUGAACCCAAUAUUUUUUGCUACUUUGUUCUCUAUUACAUGAAUAUGAGACUUCCAGGACAGUGUUUUGUCUAAGAGUAGUCCCGAAAAUUUUAUUGUAUUUUCUCUCUAAUGUUAAUGCCGGUUAUUUAUAUGGUUUAGAAAAAAUAGUGUAUUUUGUUUUUUUAACGGAAUUUAAACCACUCUUCUACCUUUCCUAGUUCAUGGUUAAAAAUAGUAAAAAGAAUUUUUAUGUGAUUGGGGGAAUAAAAUAGGUUGCUAUCAUCAGCAAAUAAAAUAAAAUUAAGUGUUUUGGAAAAAGAGCGAAAUCAGUAAUAUAAAGCAGAAAAAGUAGUGGCCAAAAAAUAGAACCUUGAGUUACACCACACUUUACAAGUUUCAAGUGAGUAAAUUCAUUUCUAAACGAAACACUUUGCUUCCUGUUUGUUACGUAAUCCCUGAAUACUGAAACUCUUGUAGACGGGCAGUACAUGGACACAGAAGGUUACCUUGUAACUGGCGUCCACGUGUGUUGCAUAGGCUGUAACUUCAGGUAAGCUUGUGACAUUCUAUGUGACAGGAAUCGAUGUGCAAGACACAUUGUGACAUACAGCGCAUCAGCUGUCAAUGAAGCUGACUUUGUGACUGUGUGUUACAAUAUGGGGCGCACUGAGCGUCAGCUAUGACUGUUAAUAAUCUUGUAACGAUUGUGAAUCAUGUUAACUGCAGCUAUACAUGUUACUGCAGAGGUCCAUGAGUUUUUCUGCCUCAUUUAUUUGUCAUAUUAAAAUUUUUUUUGAAAUGUACCCGAAGGUAAAUUUGUCAUUGACAUAUUUUUAAAUUUCCAUUUAACAACGAAUCACAGCUAACUGUAGUAAAAAUUAUGAAGAUAUUGUAAAGUACACUUUUUAAUUUGCAAUUUCGAAAAUAAGUAACAGUAUUUCAGUAACGUAUAUUGAAAAUAAUAUUGGCGUAGCGCAUUAUUCAUGAUCAUUUAGAAAACAUAUGGCAAUAAAAAAUACAAAGUACGUUGUUCAAAAAUUUUUAUUGUAAUUAACUACAACUUUGUUUUAAUAAAUACCACAUAUUAUCUUCUUUUAAUAAAUACAACAUCACUACUUUUUUGAUUUCUUUUUUUUAAAUUUUUUAGUGGGAGGAGUGGGAGAAAGCUCCUGAUCGGAAGUGCUGUAACAACCCUCCACAGUAAAAUCAUCCUCUUGGGACUCGUGGUUGCCUUUAUUACCAGCAGAGGAUGUUCUACAGUCUUCUAAUUCUAUGGUAUGAAACACUAUCAGAAUAACCAUUGUAAAAUGAUUUUUCUAACAAGGUGUCUAUAAUCCGGAGAAUUAGAACAGGAAGCAAACUGCAAACAAAGUCCCUCAAGAUAAUUAUCUGUAGUUGGGUUGUCAUAAAAUCUUCGGAAUUCGGAAAUACAUUGUAACAAUUUGCUUUUACCCAUUGAGGAUGCGUAAAAGCAAACCUUGCUACACUGUAAUUGGUGCUUAGACUAUACAGACAAGCACCCAGCCUCCCCAAAACCUUAGCGUAUCCACCACAUAUGCAUCUUUUGUAGUAAAAAAUUCUCCUAACUGUUGUAUAGCAUCACGGAUAUCUAUUUUGGCACUUUUAUGCUUCGAGUCAACCGUCUUCAAUGCAUCUUCAACACUUUCCAAAUAACGCACAAAGGUUAAUAUGUCAUAAUCGGUGACGCUGUGGGAGCUUGUAGGUUCUCUGCUCUUGCGUCUUGUUCCUUGUCACAGUACCGCAUUGUGUUACAAUUGCUGACGCACUGAGCGUUAGCUGUGACUGUAGGAAAACUUGUGACUGGGGCAAGCUGUACUUGUGGUUUUCUCUGCUUUGUAUUAGAGCAAUGGGCGUAUGGAGCAGUGGGCGUUUAAAGUGACAAACAUAUUGGGUGUUCGGUGAUACGCGGUGGGUGGUAAUUGGUACUUCUGAUGAUCCUUGCACAUGGUUUGUAAUAUGUAAUAUAAUCUACAAACAUGGCCCAGCUUUCGAUCGUAUACAGAAUUUAAGUUGCUGUAACUUUUUUUUAGAAAAACUUACCAAAGUAAAAAAUGUUUGGUAGCGUAUAAAGAAUUUAAAAAUAUAACCAUUGUUUUUACUUUUAUUUUUUAUAAGGUUUCCUGCCAGGUGAUGUGCCAAACUUAAAUAAAAACUUUUCGCAUUAACAUGGAAACAAGCCCAAAGAUAAGUAAGAUGCACUGGUUAUGGUUCUUAAGUAAAAUGCGUCAGAAUAGUUAGUGUAUAUAUAUCAGACGACAAACUGUUCGUUACUGGAAACAAGACGUCAUUCCUGCACUUUUAUUACUUUGCAAACUCCUAAAUGCAGUUCGAAGUUUUUGAUGAGUCAAGUCAGAUUCCUUCAGAACAGAGCCAUACUGUUUUAAAUAAGAAUCAAAUGAUUUAUUCCUUUCAGGAAUUUUAUUCGCCAGAUUUGUACCAACAUUUACGAAGGAAUCAUUUAUGUUCGAUAAAUAGUAUUUUUGUUGUAAGAAAUAAUCUUAUCUAUUAUUAGUUUCUAUGGCAAUUUAGUUUGUGUUAUUUUACAUUUGCCAAUGAUUUCUUUCAUCACAUUUCAGGUCUUUUUUGCAUUUCCAUUAGCUAGUUGUAUUUAAUUUUGAUUAGUUUUUCUUAAAUAAAUGCUUUAUUUUUUAGAAAAGAUUUUUAUAUCUUUUGUACUUUUUUUCGUUUUGGUGGGUCUAUUAAAAAACUUUUCCUAAAUCUUUUGUUUUUUCUUGGAAGAUUUCAGUAGACCCUUGCUCAUUAAUGGACUUCACAAUGUUUCUGUUUUAAUAUUAAACUUUCUUCUGGGAAAUGCAGCGUUAUACUCUCUUGUAAAAGGUUUUAAAAAUAAAUUAUAUGAGUCAUUUGGUUUUUUGGUUUCCUUUAUGAGUUCCCAGUUUGCCCCUAGCAAGAGUUGUCGAAAUUUGGCUAUAGAGGGUUCAUCGAACACUCGUUUGUGAAUAGUUGUUGUGGUAGAGUGGGUAGAUGUAUCAGUGCCGUCAGAUAUUAAAAAAGUCGGAAAAUGGUCAGUUAUGUCAGUUUCUAUUAUCACAGUUUCCAUGUCAACACCGUCAUAGAAAUUGUUAGUAUUAUGUGGUCAAUUGACGUUGCAGAAGUUUUAGUAAUUCUGGUUGGUUUAUUAAUGGUAAGAAUUAGAUUGUUUUGCAGAGGCGUGAUAAACCAUUUACCCUUAUUGUAUAUUGGAUAAUCAAACAGGUUAAGGUUUAAGUCACCUGCUAUGUAAAUAUGUUUGUUUAAAUGAUUUAUUUUUAUGUGUUAUUUGAAAUGAUCUUAAAGAUCAAAAUUAGUGGCUGGUAAUCUAUACUGGUAAUCUAUACUUGGUGGUAAUUAGUAUAUUUUUAGUAGGUUUGUUAAGAAUUUCUAUUGUUAAGCAGUCGCAGUUUGUAUGGUUUAUACUCAGUGCUGUGUAAUGAAUAAUAAGUGAGUUAUGAAUAAAGACACACACGCCACCACCAGAAGGAUCACCGGAAUAACAAGUUUAAGGUAUAGAAGUAUAAUAAGGAAUUGUAAAAUUCGCAUCACAUGAUGCAUUUUCGCACCACGUUCAGUGACACAAAUAAUUUGAAAAGAAAAUUUUAGCUCAUGUAACAUAGAUUUCAGAUUAUUAAAGUUCACUGGAGAAGUCCUCAUUAACAUAAAUGUUUGUGCCUUUCAAUUUCCUUCCCUGUGCUAAAAUUUUCUCAUUGUCUUUGCAGUUUAAAAGCUUUAAAACAAUCAUUCUUGGUUUAUCUUCCCGAGCCAUUCCAGUCCUAUGUGCUCUUUCUAUAUGUUUUUCUCGUACAUCCAUUCUAUUGCAAAAAAGACUUCGCACCUUUUCCUCCACAUCCUUCUAAGACGUAUUUGCACUCUCUUGAAGUCUGUCAAUUCGUAAAUAAUUUUUAUACGUCUGUUACCAAAUCAUGAAAAACCUGCUAAAAUGUAGUUUUUGGUGUUAUGUAUGAUCAGUUCCAAAAAUAGUGUGACAUUUUUUUUCUUAAAAAAGGUCAAAAAAUUGAAAAUGUGCAUAAAAUUGACUUACUUGGUUAUUUUAGCCUAAAAUUUUUAUCACUGGUAGAAAUAGCCUAUUUAAAUUGGUGUAUGGCUUAAAAAUUGCGAUUAGAGGUGCUAUUUUUUGACUUACUACAGAAAAUGACUAGGUAUAGUUAAAGUAAGUCAAAAACAUUCACAUUACAUAUUUCUUUAAAAUAUUCAUGGAAACUUAAACCUUAUACCUUGAGAUAUGUGCAAAUCUAUAAAGGUGACCAAAUUUUUGGAGGGAAUUGUGCUUUUUCUUGACUUUUCAACAAUUAUUCAACACCCUAAAAAUUAAAAUACGUGCAUAAAAUUGACUUACCUGGUUAUUUUAGUUUAAAAUUUUUAUCACAGAUAGAAGCAGCCUAUACAAAUUGAUUGAGAAGUUUGAAAGUUGUAAUAGAGGUUCUAUUUUUUGACUUACCACAGAAAAUAACUAGGUAAAUAACUAGGUAGAAGUCAAAUAAAGUCACUUGUAUCUUUAAAACAUUGUGUGAUAGCCUUAAUAGUAGACAAAGUAAGAAGUGUGCAAGAAAAAAUAUAACCAACCUAUCAAGUAUUUUGUCUGCUAUGGAAAAUAAAAAGUAAGUCAUAUUUUGACACAUAUAACCUUAAAAGUGAGUCAAAAAUGAUCACUCACUAUUCACUUUAACCUGUCCAGGAUAAAAUGACAGAAUUUUUCCCUUAAAAAAACUAAAGUAACAUCUUAUAAUUGCCCAUUCUAGCACAGCUAUGUGGUAAGUCAAAUCCAAAAGUAAGUCAAAAAAAGUCACUUGCAUUACCUAUGCAUAAAAUGAAGUAGAGUAAGUCAAUUUUUAUUGUUCCUUCACGGCCUUAUAGCUAAAGGACGUGUCCUAAGUUUAACACCAACCAAAGUUUGGUAAGUCAAAAAUUGUCACUUCCAGCCUACUUUAAAGGUUCCCUCCGACGUUUUAAUGAUGCUACCUAAUUUAGUUCUAUUCAUAUAAAUAUUUAAGAAAAUAACAUUCGUUUUUACAGAAAAGUUUAGGACAGCAAAUAAUUGUAAAUAAACUUUCAAAUUUUGAGCUACCUCACUUCAUGCGGCUUUAUCAUGCUCACGCUUCUUCUCGAACUUUAAAAUUCAUAAUGGCUGCAUAAUUGACGUCACAAGGACCAAAGAAUUAUAGGAUGCCUUACGGUGAUAUAUUCUACUGACUAAUUCGUGUUUGGAAUGCCUUGUUGAUAUGUUUCGAAGUAUUAAAUAUUUAUGAGAUAUAGAUGAUUCAUUAAAUAAAUAAUAUGUACAAAUUACAUAAAAUAAAAAGCAAAACAAAAUUAUGCCAUUCGUGAGUAUUUAAUUGAGUUUUCAACAAUUUCCUCUCUACAGGGUCUUUCGGCAGGGGUAAUGAAGGCUCGUUUUCUCUGCGAAUGGCAAUCCUUCUCUCUGUAUACUGCACGGAAAUAUGCACCUAAGGCAAUGUCACACAAGAAAGAAUACAUUUUAUCCUUUUUCACCUUCUUUGCUACAAAGCGCUUUGAAUAUCUGUGCCAAGACACCUUAAACUUGGGAACAAAAGAUCCUUCACUUUUCUUUAUCUUCUUCGCCUGUUAAAAAUCAUUUUAUAAUGUAAUUUAACGCUAUCUUUACCUGAUUACGGUUGAUGUUAAGAUUAUGGUCUAGGGCAGCUAAUUUCAUCCCUGUAUUCAUUUUUUCCUGUUCGUAAAAAACACUUUUAGGAAGGUACCGGAUUUUAAAGGCGUGAAAAACCUACAAAAUCAAAUAAAAUUCGUUAGAUGACAUUUUAAUUAGCAUUGUGAGAUCUGUACCUCCAAACAAGUAGUGAAGAUAUUUUCAUUCAGCUUCAUAAAGUACUUAGGCAGCUGUUUGUCGUCGAAAAUGACACUUUUUAAAGCCUUGUGUGCUGGAGAAUCAAAUUUCAACCACGCAGUAUCAUUAAUUUCUCCGUGUUCGCAAGCUUUAUAUAAUGUAUUUCCGGGAAACGUGUGACGAUUGACACAGUCAUGCAUACAAGAGAGGAAUCUUUCCUUAAGCUCCAAAGCAUUACCCUUACACGUACUAAUUGACCAGUAUAAAUGGUUGUACUCGAAGGUAUCCAUUGUCCUAGAUCUUGACAUGCUAUAAUUGUAGAACACAAGAGUAAAUAUAAAAACAUUCAAAUUAUUACUUUCAAGAACAUAACCUACAUUUUUUUUUCACCAACUUUACUAAUUUCUUUGAUAUGUUCUUAGCCAAAUGCCAGGGAUCAAACUGAUGGAUUAAGUGCUUGAAUCUGUCAUCCGUCUGCAUCAAUUUCUUUAUUUGAAUAUGAUGAUCGGUUUAGAUCAUCUCAAUCGACUGAUCAAAACAGUGCCCUUCAAAAUGAUUUUCGCAUAGAAAAACUAGCUGAGGAAGAUCUUCCCGCUUUAUUUUUGCUUUCCAUUCUGCAGCAAGCUUUUUAUCCUUUGGCAGCUUAAAAAAAGAUAAGUUUUGAUUUUGAUUGAUUACAUCCUACUGAUGCACACCAAACCAUGUUUAGAAUAUGAAAAAGAAAAUAUUUUUAAAGCUAAUUAGAAUUGUGAUAUCGGAACAACUUCAUGUCGUUUUCAUGCUGCAAGACGGUCUGUGGUUUUGUCUCUUGUGACGUCAGGAGGUAUGCUGAUGUUUUUUUCAAGAUUUUGAAGCGUUUUUUUAAUGCUGCAAUAAUGGCGGUCGAAGCACAAGGUUUUAUGAAAACAUGGAAUAAGUAAAUCGUGUUUAUGCUUCUAUUUUGUAAGUUAAUCAUUAAAUAAUACUUUUUUCUAUAAUGUUUUAAUGGUUUCUUUCGAUUAAGAUAAACUUGUUAUAAUGUCGGAGGCAACCUUUAAAGUCAGAAAUUGAAAAUGUCACAAAAGCCUUCUUUAUUUUUGGAAGUGAUCGUAUAUAACAUGUUUACAGAGUACAGAAUUUGUGUUUUUGUAACAUUUCUAAAGUUUGGAAUUUUUUUUCAAAAAGUGACAUUUUAGCAAAAAAAUUUAUGUUAAUAAAUACACCUUUAUAACAUAAAUGCAAAUCUCUUACACCACAUGACAUUUUAAUUAGCAUUGUGAGAUCUGUACCUCCAAACAAGUAGUGAAGAUAUUUUCAUUCAGCUUCAUAAAGUACUUAGGCAGCUGUUUGUCGUCGAAAAUGACACUUUUUAAAGCCUUGUGUGCUGGAGAAUCAAAUUUCAACCACGCAGUAUCAUUAAUUUCUCCGUGUUCGCAAGCUUUAUAUAAUGUAUUUCCGGGAAACGUGUGACGAUUGACACAGUCAUGCAUACAAGAGAGGAAUCUUUCCUUAAGCUCCAAAGCAUUACCCUUACACGUACUAAUUGACCAGUAUAAAUGGUUGUACUCGAAGGUAUCCAUUGUCCUAGAUCUUGACAUGCUAUAAUUGUAGAACACAAGAGUAAAUAUAAAAACAUUCAAAUUAUUACUUUCAAGAACAUAACCUACAUUUUUUCUUCACCAACUUUACUAAUUUCUUUGAUAUGUUCUUAGCCAAAUGCCAGGGAUCAAACUGAUGGAUUAAGUGCUUGAAUCUGUCAUCCGUCUGCAUCAAUUUCUUUAUUUGAAUAUGAUGAUCGGUUUAGAUCAUCUCAAUCGACUGAUCAAAACAGUGCCCUUCAAAAUGAUUUUCGCAUAGAAAAACUAGCUGAGGAAGAUCUUCCCGCUUUAUUUUUGCUUUCCAUUCUGCAGCAAGCUUUUUAUCCUUUGGCAGCUUAAAAAAAGAUAAGUUUUGAUUUUGAUUGAUUACAUCCUACUGAUGCACACCAAACCAUGUUUAGAAUAUGAAAAAGAAAAUAUUUUUAAAGCUAAUUAGAAUUGUGAUAUCGGAACAACUUCAUGUCGUUUUCAUGCUGCAAGACGGUCUGUGGUUUUGUCUCUUGUGACGUCAGGAGGUAUGCUGAUGUUUUUUUCAAGAUUUUGAAGCGUUUUUUUAAUGCUGCAAUAAUGGCGGUCGAAGCACAAGGUUUUAUGAAAACAUGGAAUAAGUAAAUCGUGUUUAUGCUUCUAUUUUGUAAGUUAAUCAUUAAAUAAUACUUUUUUCUAUAAUGUUUUAAUGGUUUCUUUCGAUUAAGAUAAACUUGUUAUAAUGUCGGAGGCAACCUUUAAAGUCAGAAAUUGAAAAUGUCACAAAAGCCUUCUUUAUUUUUGGAAGUGAUCGUAUAUAACAUGUUUACAGAGUACAGAAUUUGUGUUUUUGUAACAUUUCUAAAGUUUGGAAUUUUUUUUCAAAAAGUGACAUUUUAGCAAAAAAAUUUAUGUUAAUAAAUACACCUUUAUAACAUAAAUGCAAAUCUCUUACACCACAGUAGUUUUGAGCACUUCUAAAAGUUGGCAGAACCAUCAACUCCACAACACUGAUAUUGAAUAUACCUGAGGUACUUGUCUGUUGUUUUUAGUUAUAUUUAAGUUUACCUUAUUUGUAUUAAUUUAAGACGUUCUUUUUGUCCUUAAUACACAUAAACUUUUCCUCGCCAUUAGCUUGAUUCGUUUUGUAGCUCCUAAAGGGACUAAAAAGUUAAACAAAGCACAAAAAACAGUAAAGAUAGAUUAAAGAAAAAAGUCUAAAAUCUGUGUUUCUUUAGACUGAGAUUUUAAUGAAAUAGUGCAAGUUUUUUAAAUUUUCCUGUUAAAUGAAAGAAAUUUAAAUUUGGUGUGACCUUGGCAUACGAAAAAACAGUUCAGUUAACUUAAAUACAGUUUAACCUUACGAUCAUUGUCCUACUUGUAUUAAUUGUUUGAAACAGUGUCUCUCACCUGUUUUCUCUUCAGCACUGGGAAAUUGAUUGGAUUUUCGCAGGCAAGCGAAACUUUUGCUGAACUUAUUUAUCUUAUCGAGAUGACUGAAACCUUUUUUAAAACAUAUUUAUACAAUCUUAUGUUAAAUGUGAAACUUAUUGCCACAUUUUUAAUAUUAUAUAAGGAAAACAAUAACAUGAGUAAGUUAUUUCUUUGCAUUAAUACAUGCAUUAUUUUAAAAAAAUUCUGGAAAGGCAUAUGCACUAAGAAAUCUUCUUUGCCCGUUUUCCCCAAUAAACAACACUAUUUCGUUGUUGACUUUCCUAUAAGGAAAGAUAUAGAAAAGUCUGUUGCUAGAUGCAAAAAGGUAUUAAAAAUAGAUUCAACAUUAUUUUAACUUUGAUAACUUGUCAAAAAACAACUUUUAGGUUUUUGCUCAUAAACACACUAUACCCUUGAACGAUUGCCUUGAGUUUGAUAGAUAAUAUCUAAUAUGAUGCAACGGACAUCACCUUAGGUUAAUACAGAAGAAACAUGACACAUUCCAUCUCAUUUUUUUUUUUUUUUUUUACUGUUUUUCCCAUGCUAAAAAAUUAUAAACAGGAAGUGCUAGGAGAUACUGAUUAUAGUUGGUGGUUUUAAACAUUUCUUGAAUGAUAACCCAUUACAACAUAAAAAUAAUGACCUGCAACUAAAAACUACUUAUUACACAGUAUAUUUUCUGAGUUUGUCAAAUUAACAUAAUCAAUCACCAUUUAUUAUUUUAAUGUGAAUUAUAUUUCUGGUUUGUUAAAUUUUGAAAUUUAAUGUUACAAUAUAUUUGGAAAAAAUAGCCCUAGACCUCUUUGAAUUUUCAAAUCUUAUACCAAUGUUAAAAAGAAAAGCAUGUCAAAUUCAGCAAAAUGUAUCACACAAAAGUCAAAUGUUUUCAGACCUCUCGAAUUCGAUUUUUAAAAAGUCAGACUGGUUCAAAUUUUGUUAAUGUUUUAAACUGCAAUUAUUUGUAAAUCGAAUGUGCUAUUUGUUGAGCUAAAAACAAACUGGGUAGGAUACACUUCUUAAAAAAAGAAAAAGCAGAUGAAUCUUUUAUAAGCAGAUGGAUGCAGAAAGAUGCUCUUUGGAAAAAUAUAUUUGAGAAAAAUCAAGAAGUUUUCCGUAAGAAUAAAAUACAAAUCUUCAGCUAUUAUAUCGUAUAAUCUAAAGAUAGGAUUGCAUAUGCUAAAAAUAUUAGCUAGAGAGGUAAAAAAUGGCAGAAGCGAGAAGAAGGCUAUAAUAACCUUAUCACCAACCCCCAAACCUAUAUAAAAGGUUAGCAUUGAAGAUGAUGAGGAGUUGUUUUAUAUGUGUCGUACGUUGUAACUGUCGUGUUGUUUUAGUUUAUGUUAUAGUUUUCAUGUCGCUAUCAAGAAAUGUAUUCCACAAUUUAGGUCCUCUGCUAGUUAUAGAGAACUUUGUGAUUGUAUAAUUAAUCCUAGGUUGAAAAAAACUGUUAAUUGGAAAUCUGGAUGGAUAUUUAUGUUGUAUCUUCUGAAGCUUAUUAUUAAAUACUCUUGGUAAUAUAUUGUUUUCAAGCUUAAACAUAAAAAUAAGAGUUUGAUAAAUGUUUAGUUGGUAUACAUUUGUUACAAUGAGAUACUUCAUCAGAAACUGUACAUAACGUGAGUGAAAGCUGUCAAAUAGCACAGUAAUAUAACAACAGGACGCUAAUCGCUUGAACGAACUCGUUAGCAUCAUUCGGUACGUUGUAAAUAGUAUAUGAUAGAUUAGAUUUAGUUAGAUAUAGAACGAGCUAUACCGCGAACUGCUAGGUCGAGCCUUCCGGCUCGGCCCAUGUCAGCAGUGAGUGGUACGCUCUGGAGGCACUGCGUAGUUAUUUUGGAAAGAACAGGGAUUUGUCGCAAUAAAUAUGGUGUUUUUUCUGUAUCUAUAAUCAUAUGUAACAACAAAAAAAGCACCUUUAACAUUGGAGGCACUGCCCGGAUACGUUAAUUGGUUUAGGUCUGUAUAGACUAAUGAUAACCAGCCGGAAUCUCCUGUUAUGAAUUGCUGAAGCUGAAAGACGAAAUUUUGAUGGUGGCAGCUAAUGCUAAAAAAAAGAAAUAAUGAUGCGAUAAUAUAUGACUUUGUCGACCUUCACUGAUCGUUAAGAAACACGUUUUGGGUAAUAUUGAAUAGUUAAUACUUUUCGCCGUUCCGAGGCAGAUAUCGGAGAAUUAGCCGUCCCGAGGCAGAUAUCGGAGAUUUAGCCGUCCCGAGGCAGAUAUCGGAGAAUUAGCCGUCCCGAGGCAGAUAUCGGAGAAUUAGCCGUCCCGAGGCAGAUAUCGGAGAACCAAUUAACUAUCCUAUAGUGCUCAGAAGUUAUUUACUUGAUGUUCAGUGAUAACAAUGACAAGAUACAAAUAUUAUUGAAACGUUUCUUUGAUAUGAGGCUGGAAUUAAAAUCGUGAUGACAGAAAAGCUGAUGAUAAACGACAUUGAAACAUUUUCGUUUAAGAGAAAAAAAUGAAGCCGUGAUACAUAAGGAUAUGAACCCGUAAUGUGGUUAAAGAGAAAAAGAAUGUUGUACAUAGACUUCAGAUUUUGCGUGACGUAAAUGUUUUUUAUUGGAGUCUGGGGACAGACUCUUGUGACAGAGAGGGUAAUGUUACAAUGAGAUACUUCAUCAGAAACUUGACAUAACGUGAGUGAAAGCUGUCAAAUAGCACAGUAAUAUAACAACAGGACGCUAAUCGCUUGAACGAACUCGUUAGCAUCAUUCGGUAUGUUGUAAAUAGUAUAUGAUAGAUUAGAUUUAGUUAGAUAUAGAACGAGCUAUACCGCGAACUGCUAGGUCGAGCCUUCCGGCUCGGCCCAUGUCAGCAGUGAGUGGUACGCUCUGGAGGCACUGCGUAGUUAUUUUGGAAAGAACAGGGAUUUGUCGCAAUAAA